AUGAAGCUGAAGAAGCAGGUGACCGUGUGCGGGGCCGCCGUCUUCUGUGUGGCCGUCUUCUCCCUCUACCUCAUGCUGGACCGCGUGCAGCACGACCCCGCCCGGCACCAGAGCGGCGGGAACUUCCCCCGGAGCCAGAUCUCUGUGCUGCAGAACCGCAUCGAGCAGCUGGAGCAGCUUCUGGAGGAGAACCAUGAGAUCAUCAGCCACAUCAAGGAGUCGGUGCUGGAGCUGACGGCCAACGCCGAGGGCGCGCCCGGCCUGCUGCCCUACUACACGGCCAACGGCUCCUGGGUGGUGCCGCCCGAGCCCCGGCCCAGCUUCUUCUCCGUCUCCCCGCAAGACUGCCAGUUUGCCCUGGGGGGCCGGGGCCAGAAGCCGGGGCUGCAGAUGCAGGCCGUGGCGGAGGAGCUGCCCUUUGACAACGUGGACGGCGGCGUGUGGAAGCAGGGCUUCGACAUCUCCUACGGCCCCCACGACUGGGACGCCGAGGACCUGCGGGUGUUCGUGGUGCCGCACUCCCACAACGACCCGGGCUGGAUCAAGACCUUUGACAAGUACUACGCGGAGCAGACCCAGCACAUCCUCAACAGCAUGGUGACCAAGCUGCAGGAGGACCCGCGGCGGCGCUUCCUCUGGGCCGAGGUCUCCUUCUUCGCCAAGUGGUGGGACAACAUCAGCGCCCAGAAGAAGGCCGCCGUGCGGAGGCUGGUGGGCAGCGGGCAGCUGGAGAUCGCGACGGGAGGCUGGGUGAUGCCCGACGAGGCCAACUCCCAUUACUUCGCCCUGAUCGACCAGCUCAUCGAGGGCCACCAGUGGCUGGAGAAGAAUCUCGGUGUGACCCCGCGCUCGGGCUGGGCCGUGGACCCCUUCGGCCACAGCCCCACCAUGGCCUACCUGCUGCGCCGUGCCAACCUGACCAGCAUGCUGAUCCAGAGGGUGCACUACGCCAUCAAGAAGCACUUCGCUGCCACCCACAGCCUGGAGUUCAUGUGGAGGCAGAGCUGGGACGCGGACUCGAGCACAGACAUCCUCUGCCACAUGAUGCCCUUCUACAGCUACGACGUGCCCCAUACCUGCGGCCCGGACCCCAAGGUCUGCUGCCAGUUCGACUUCAGACGCCUGCCCGGCGGGCGCAUCAGCUGCCCGUGGAAGGUGCCUCCUCGUGCCAUCACGGAGGCCAACGUGGCCGAGAGGGCGGCGCUGCUCCUGGACCAGUACCGCAAGAAGUCCCGGCUCUUCCGCACCAACGUGCUGCUGGUGCCGCUGGGCGACGACUUCCGCUACGACAAGCCGCAGGAGUGGGACGCCCAGUUUCUCAACUACCAGCGGCUCUUCGACUUCCUCAACGGCCAGCCCGACCUGCACGUGCAGGCCCAGUUUGGCACCCUCUCGGACUACUUCGACGCCCUGUACAAGAGGACGCAGGUGGAGCCGGGGGCCCAGCCCCCGGGGUUCCCCGUGCUGAGCGGAGACUUCUUCUCCUACGCCGACCGCGAGGACCAUUACUGGACCGGCUACUACACCUCCCGGCCCUUCUACAAGAGCCUGGACCGCGUCCUGGAGGCCCAUCUGCGCGGGGCGGAGAUCCUCUACAGCCUGGCAGCCGCUCACGCCCGCCACUCCGGCCUGGCCAGCCAGUACCUGCUCUCCAACUUCGCCCUCCUGACCGAGGCCCGGCGCACCCUGGGGCUCUUCCAGCACCACGACGCCAUCACCGGCACCGCCAAGGAGGCCGUGGUGGUGGACUACGGCGUCAGGCUGCUGCGCUCCCUGGUCAGCCUGAAGCAGGUCAUCGUCAACGCCGCCCACUACCUGGUGCUGGGGGACAAGGAGGCCUACCGCUUCGACCCCGAGGCGCCCUUCCUGCAGACGGAUGACACCCGCUUAAACCAUGACGCCCUGCCGGAGCCCACGCUGAUCCAGCUGGACGCCUCGCCCAGGUACGUGGUGCUCUUCAACCCGCUGGACCAGGAGCGGCUCAGUGUGGUGACCCUGCUGGUCAGCUCGCCCCGGGUGCGCGUCCUGUCGGACGAGGGCCAGCCCCUGGCCGUGCAGCUCAGCCCGCACUGGAGGUCCGCCACCGACAUGGUCCCCGACGCCUUCCAGGUGUCUGUGCCCGUCCGCCUGCCGGCACUGGGCCUGGGCGUGCUGCAGCUGCAGGCCGGCCUGGAUGCCCACCGCACGCUGCCCUCCUCGGUGCGCGUCUACCUGCAGGGCCGCAAGCUGGCCGUCAGCCGGCACGAGGCCUUCCCCCUCCGCGUCAGCGACUCGGGCCCCGGCGACUUCGCCCUCAGCAACCGCUACCUGCAGGCCUGGUUCUCAGGCCCCAGCGGGCUCCUCAAGAGCGUCCGGAGGGCGGACGAGCAGCGGGAGCAGCGCGUGGACAUGCAGUUCCUGGUCUACGGCACCCGCACGUCCAAGGACAAGAGCGGCGCCUACCUCUUCCUGCCUGACGGCGAGGCCCAGCCCUACGUCCCCAAGGAGCCCCCCGUGCUGCGCAUCACCGAGGGCCCCUUCUUCUCGGAGGUGGCGGCCUUCUACGAGCACGUCCACCAGGUGGUCCGGCUCUACAACCUGCCAGGCGUGGAAGGGCUGUCGCUGGACGUGUCGUCGCUGGUGGACAUCCGGGACUACGUCAACAAGGAGCUGGCGCUGCGCGUCCAGACCGACAUCGACAGCCAGGGCGCCUUCUUCACUGACCUCAACGGCUUCCAGGUGCAGCCGCGGCGGUACCUGCGGAAGCUGCCCCUGCAGGCCAACUUCUACCCCAUGCCCGUCAUGGCCUACAUCCAGGACGCCCAGAACCGGCUCACGCUGCACACGGCGCAGGCCCUGGGCGUCUCCAGCCUCCGCGAUGGCCAGCUGGAGGUGAUCCUGGACCGGCGGCUGAUGCAGGACGACAACCGGGGCCUGGGCCAGGGGCUCAAGGACAACAAGCGGACCCGCAACCACUUCCGCCUCCUCCUGGAGCGCCGCACCCUGGGCAGCGAGGUGCCAAACGGCCACUCCACCAGCUACCCGUCCCUCCUCAGCCACCUCACCUCCAUGUACCUCAACGCCCCGGUGCUCGCCCUGCCCGUGGCCAAGCGGCAGCCCCCGGCGCCCAGCCUGCACCCGUUCCAGCCUCUGGCUUCCUCGCUGCCCUGUGACUUCCACCUGCUCAACCUGCGCACGCUCCAGGCCGAGGAUGAGCCCUCCUUGCCCUCGGCAGAAGCCGCACUCAUCCUGCACCGCAAAGGCUUCGACUGCGGCCUUGAGGCCAAGAACUUGGGCUUCAACUGCACCACAAGCCAAGGCAAGGUGGCCCUGGGGAGCCUCUUCCACGGCCUGGACGUGGGCUUCCUGCAGCCGACCUCGCUGACGCUGCUGUACCCGCUGGCCUCGCCCUCCAACAGCACGGACGUCUCCCUGGAGCCCAUGGAGGUGGCCACCUUCCGCCUCCGCCUGGGCUAG
This is a messenger RNA of Pipistrellus nathusii (Nathusius's pipistrelle), 3456 nucleotides long. The record is from the annotation of a GenBank genome assembly. Lineage: Eukaryota; Metazoa; Chordata; Mammalia; Chiroptera; Vespertilionidae.